AUGGCGUUCCUCCUUAACCAACUGACCUUGCGUAUGCCGUUGCUGUUGUCGUUUGGCUGUGUUGUUCUUCAGUUGCUGACCUGCUUGUUUACAGUCAAGGCCACUACCGCCAAUACAUUCAACCAGACAGUCAAAAAGGUCGACACAGGCAUCCCUGCUAUCGGAAAGGCCGUCUAUUUUGCCAUUGCAGGCGCUAGAGCCAAAAUGCUCGGCAAGACAUAUUCCGAUGUGCUCACCUUCUUGCACUACGAAUUGACCACUCCUGAGACUGAGGAGAGCUGGAAAAAGCGCCAGGAUCUCCUAGCUGAACUCUCGGACAUCUUCGAGAAACGCAAAGACAACAGCACCAUUCCCAACGACUUUGUUCAGAAAGUCAAAGCCGUUCUACCUCAUAUUGUCACCACGGCCGGCACUGAGCGUACCACCUUGUCUGUUCAAGCCUGCCGCGCUCUCUCCAACAUUGCAAAACACCUCGAAACUCAGAUCCAGCCACAACUUGAUCUUCUUCUUCCAGGUCUCAUUGCCAUCUGUGGUUCGACCAAGACGGUCGCGCAGAAAAACGCCAAUGACACCAUCAUCAACAUCUGCAAACAUGCUGGGUACAGCCCCCGGCUCUUCUAUCAUGUCUGCGCUGCAUUCAAAGACAACCGCAUUCCUCCCCGCACUUAUGCCCCCGAGUGGCUGCGCACCCUCAUCGAAACCUAUCGCUCUCAGAUGGACCGUGAGAAAGACGGUCCUGCUUGUGAAAAGGCCAUAUUCCAAGGCCUCACAGAUGGACAGGUCAAAGUCCGCGAGAAUAGCCGUGCCGUCUUCUGGACCUUCCAUUCAUAUGACCCAAAAGGUGCCCGCACCAUUAUGGGCAACCUCAACACCCAUGCUCAAAAGGCUUUGAAAGCCGAUCCACACAAUCCCGACAAAUCCUCCGCCGCCGCCGCUCGUGCCAAUGCUGUUCCAAGACCAAAGUCGGCACUUGCAUCCAUCAAAGCACAGAAUAAAGAGCGCAUGGCUCAAUCUCAAGAGUCGUCCCAACAACGUGGCCUGACUCCGGAACCCCCAAAAUCAUCAUCAGCAUCAGAAGACAUCAAAAUCUUUGGUACUAUGGAUGAUGCAGAAAAGAAACCCGCCCUUCUCUCAGCACCAGUCAGGAGACGCAUCGUUGCCACUCCAAUGCCUUCAGUCACCAGCGUCCAGGCUCAGCGCCCUGAAUCUCGUGGCCGUGCUGUGACGUCGGCAUCCUCCGUUUCCAAAGACAUCACCGUCUCUAGAGACAUCAUCGUCUCCAAAGACAUCGCCGUCUCCAAAGACAUGACCAUGACCACACUACCGGAGAGUGUGCCCAAGUCAAGCUAUGAGACGGUACCCAAAUCCAGCUAUGAGACGAUCAAAUCUGAUGGCAAAGAAAAUGCCAUGGUCAUUCGUCCACGCAAGAAGAAAUCACCUCGGCGUUCUCCCGAAAGAGAUCGUCUUGCCUCCGAGAAAAAGAUCCUUGGAAUGGCUAUGGAGGCACUUCGGCGGUCCAAUCUCGAUGCUCUUGGCUACCGCAGACUGAAAAAACUGAUCGAAGAAACCCCCGGUGCUUUGAUCACCAAACAAUCACAGUUUAAUGAGCUCUUUGAACUUCUCAUCAAAAACAUGGUGUCGUUGGAUACGAUCACCGAAUCUCGAGAUAAACGAACCACGAACCUCAAUCACCCCGCCUAUAACACGCACACCAUUCUCCUAACUUUGGUCCAACUCUACCAUCAAUAUCCACACUGGCCAGAACCACAGCCAGGCAUGACGCUGUCGGCGCUUCUCAUUGCGCGAUGCAACCACAGCUCGUCCUACGCAUCCGUGCUUUCGGCCAUCGACGACGGUGCCUAUCUCCUUUGCUCCCAAACUCAGACUAUCCUCCCUGAAAUCGAUGCUGUUCUCGACACUCUUGAACAGAUUGAGCAUAUCAUUACCACCAACGAUCCUAUUGUUACCCCAAAGUCAACGGACACUAUUUUAUACAACAGCCUCCAGAGCCUCGCGUCGGAUUUUGGCCCAGAAAAGCCUCGCUUUGCAAACAGGCUCCCUAUUAUUAUGGACUUUGGUCUGAAGAUCCUUAAUGCUCUCCUUUUCCGCCUUAUUCACUGCAAUGAAUCUCUUUACGAGAUCCAAGAGGAUCGCCUCGUCGCCUUUGCAGUACACCUCCUUGCCACCUACACAUCUAUCAUCAAAAGAGCAGUCAUGAACUUUUGCAUCAACCUUCACGACCUUGUCAAACCAGAAGAAAGAUUCUACAAGUACUUCAAGAAGGAGUCGGACAAGAACUUGAUUCAGUAUUAUGUCGACAUGGCUGAAAACCCUUAUUGA
Fonsecaea multimorphosa CBS 102226 is the source of this 2340-nucleotide messenger RNA. RefSeq lists its product as uncharacterized. The record is from RefSeq and is a predicted model, not a curated record. Bases 1 to 2340 code for a protein of 779 amino acids. Gene Ontology annotation, cellular component: cytoplasmic microtubule; mitotic spindle midzone; microtubule organizing center. Gene Ontology annotation, biological process: mitotic spindle assembly; astral microtubule depolymerization. The transcript has a single exon. Gene Ontology annotation, molecular function: microtubule binding. NCBI's taxonomy places the organism in Eukaryota, Fungi, Ascomycota, Eurotiomycetes, Chaetothyriales, Herpotrichiellaceae.